Messenger RNA from Durusdinium trenchii, 1983 nucleotides. Lineage: Eukaryota; Dinophyceae; Suessiales; Symbiodiniaceae. The record is from the annotation of a GenBank genome assembly.
AUGCCUGGAGAAAGUGGCUGUGACACGCCUCUAUCUGAAUUCAAUUUUCCAGAACUCCCUGACUACCCUUCUCCGGUGAAGCUGACAGAGGGCAUCCGGCGUUGGGAAGAGAGUGAUGAGGAGUUUUCUGUUCCUGUGGUGCCGACGGCGGGCGCUAUUCUCUCGGAAGCUUCUGAACAGGGCAUCAAUGAUGCUGUUGAAGACUCGAGUGGCAUGCGUCAGGGUUCCAAGGCUGCUCAAGCCACUUCUUUGCCAACAGGAGCUGCGCCGUCCGAUGAUCCGCCUGGGAAAGAAUUUGAUGCAGACCCAGAGCUUGCUCAAAGAAUUGCAACCGUACAGCGAGCUGCACUUGUUGCAAAGAGUGGUACCUACUUGGCUUUGAUGGAUCUAUUCCUCUACCUUGCCCAGAAAGGCAAAGAUCUUGCUGUUUGCGUUUUCGACAAGGAUGACACAAAUAUUGUUAGCUUUCGAUCGGUGAUCAGAGAUUUAUUGCCGGAGGAAGUAGUUGACUGGGAGGACUGCUUGGAUGAGGAAAUCGAUUUGUCAAGUGAGCAUACUGCUGUGGUUGUUUGCUUUGAUGAGGAGCAUCCUGAAGACCAUGCGAUGUUGAUGAAGUCACUGCAAAAAGAGUCAGAGCUGCUGGAGGCUGAAGCAGAAUUCCUGCAAGCCAUGAAGUCGCUGGAUUUGGUCGCCUAUCCUGUCCCCAGUGACGGGAAUUGUGGUCCGUGGACUUUGGCAUCGCUGUGUCGCCCAAAGCCUCCACUUGUCUCAGGGGAGGACAUCAAGCAGUACGAGCUCGAGCCACGCAAGAUCCGGAGGAGAAUCCGCAAGCUGUGGACGGAGUUGUCAAUGGAUUUCACAUGGCAGAUCAUGUUCAACAUGUUUGAUUUGGAUGAGGACUUGCCGAUUCCAGGAGCCGACCAACUGAACUCAGUUGUGAAGCGUGAGCCAGCAACGCCUCCCAAAAAGAAACAGACUGAGCCAAGGCUGGAAGUUCCCCCUUUGGCAACUCCUCCCAAGGCAGUGGCAGCAUGUCGCCGUGCAGAGUUUGGUCAGCCACUGAAGAAAGAUGGCCGGCUUCUUGCAGCAGGUUCUCGCGCAGCCAAGCUGCAUCGCGAAGGAGACGUGCCUGUGCCAGUUGCAGAUGAGCAGGACAGUGACAAAGAAGAUGAGGAGGAUACGGGAGCCCCCCCGCAUCGCGCGCAGGCGACACAAGCGCAGCUGCCGGACAUUACAGCGGAGCAGCCAAGUGCUGAAGCGGAUGGCCGCCAAAGCUUACUUCUCCGAAAUCGGAUGGCACCAUGCAAGAAGGCAUACACUUGCCCAAACGGUGGCUACCUCAAAGUGCAGGCUCGGUUGCUGGAUGUUGGUGCACAUGGGGACGGGUGCAAAGCUUGCGACGAAAUGAUUCUGAAUUCUGGCUUCGACCGGACGAAGUUCGACGCUGUAUUGCAAGCGGCAGAAAAUGGAGAGCUUCCUCAGCCCAUCCAGGGUGCCACCGAGCCUAUCCAGGGUGUCACUGAGACCGCCAAUGAGGAUGAGCAGAAGGCUGUGAAGGAAGAGGAUCUUGAGACUGAGAAGCCCGAGGGUCUCGUCGAGAAUGGCGACCCCUUCGACAUUGUCAGGCAGACCCCGUACAUCAAGCUCCUUCCACCCGGUAGCCACGGCAAGCGUUUUCCAUACCUAUGUACGGUUUGCUGCACAAGAUCUUGGCCACAGGGAAGAGUUGGAGAGCUGGCUGAAGCCAAGAUUGGCUCAAUCAAGCACUUUCUUCAUCAGCACAUCGACUCCAACACACACAAGCGGAAUGUCAAACGCAAAGAGACGGGAGGACAGGAGAUUGUUGCCCCACCAACACAAGAGUGUCAAGGAGUGAGUCUAGACGACGCUCGAAGUGCCCGUCACCUGCACUACAUGCAGGGCGAGUUUGACCUUUGGUGCAGCAUGGCCAACUUGAAGGACACAGCCAGACACAAAUAUUAG